Schistosoma turkestanicum is the source of this 594-nucleotide messenger RNA. NCBI's taxonomy places the organism in Eukaryota, Metazoa, Platyhelminthes, Trematoda, Strigeidida, Schistosomatidae. The record is from the annotation of a GenBank genome assembly.
AUGACUCUCGUUAGAUCAGUGUAUUCAAAUAACCUACUGCACUCAAGGUGGUUAUAUUGUUAUAUGAACAAUCGAUACUCAGUAGUUCCAGCCACUGCUUUAUCUGAACCAUCAACGAACGAUCAAGAAACUGAAACUAAUUCUAGUCAGCCUAAAUACUUCAACAUCUCUUUUGUGAAUUCAGCUUUGUUACUGGGGACUGUAACGGGAAUAAAAAUGUUCCCAAUGCAAAGUAAUCCGGAUCGUAACUGGGCUCUAAUAUUUUUGAAAACACAGUUACCCAAAUACAUUAGCUCUGAAAAUGAAGAUUUAACCGAGACCUCUCAUACGAAUGAAUCUGACUUGAAAUUUAAAAAAGCGUGGUUCAGUGCGUCGAAUAGAGUUCAUGUUUUUAAUCCUAAAUUGGUCUCUGCUCUUAGAGAUCUUAAGCUUGGUGAACGUUUACUAGUCAGUGGAUUUCUUUCUUAUUAUCAGUCAUCGAAACUUGAUGGAAAGAUUAGCAGACAGUGCUGUGUCACUGCUCAGCGCAUCGCUCACAUGGGUUGGUCUAAUGAUUAUCAGUCAGAUAAGAAUCUAGAAAUGACUGAAAUUUAA